GGGUUAUCGUUCAACUUUCGAGCCAAAGAAAAUGGUCCGAUGGCUACCAUUAGAAUCAAAUCCAGAUGUAAGACUAAGUCUUAUGUGUUCUCUAUGUGAUUUUUUUCCUAAAUGAUGUGAAUAGAUCCUCUUAAUUAACUUGACUUUACGUUAUUCAUUCAUUUUGCAAAUUGCUGAUUUCCUGUCAUUCAAAUUACUUCAAAGGUUAUGAACAAGGUUAGUGUACGUUAAAUUGGUUCCUUACGUGAUAUAGCUUAAGUGAUAUGGAAACUUAACUGGAUAAAUUUUUUAGUGUGAGAAAACCUUGCGUUGGUCAAUCAUGAGAAAAUUCCACUGUUGUUGUCUAAAUAUUCAUACUAACCAGAGUUGUAACUAUCUAUAUGUGCAAAUAUGUUAGAUAGUCAAGUCAAGCUACUUCAAAUAACUUAUAAAUGACAUAUUUUUAAAAUACAUUGAUGAUCCCUGGUUAAAAAAGAUUUGUUUCUCAGCCCAGCCCUGUCAAAAAUUUCAGUUUCAAACGAAAAUAUUUUCAGUUUCAAAGAAAAGUUACAAACUAAAGCCAUUGCCAUAAAUGGGCAAGAUUUCCAUAUAACCCCAUACUUCGUUAAGCAUACAGUUCAUGGAUAAAGAAAACAAUUAUAGCAAAAACAUUAAAUGGCUUUUUUUAGAAUAGUUUUGGGUCAUACAGAAAUCUUUCCUGGCUUAUCCCCACAGUUAGAACCUGUAAUUGCAAAUAAGAAUGAUAUAGGUGCUUAAUUAACUGGCAACUAUAAAUACCAUACAGUAGAAUAGUACUCAUCAUGUGUGCUGAUUGACUGGUGCAGAAGUGAUUACCAAGUACUAUUCACCUCCCAGCAGCCAAAGAGACAAAAUUGCAUGUUGGCAGUUUGAUUUCCUAUCAUUUUUUGGUACAUUGACAGAAAUAAGUUAGUUUUUUCGGUUUCUGUGAAGUACAGUUAUUCACCUCUACUUUGGUGAAUAAUUGUUAACCCUUUUACUCCAAUAAGUGACCAAGAGAGAAUUUCUCCUUACAGUAUUAAUACAAUUUCAACCAGAUAAGUGAUGAGAAUAAAGAAAAAUAUCAAUUUGGGGAUAAUUAGUUGAUCCAAUACUAAAUUCUCUGAACUAACAUUAUGAGAAUUGUAUGGUUGACAGUAAGGAGAACGACAAAUUUGAUCUGGGAGUUAAAGGGUUAAUUAUCAUCUAACAAUUGUUGUUUAUGAACAGUUUGUCGUAAAUCUUGGUUUAAAGCCAACAUGGAGCUUUGUUGAUGUUUUUGGACUUGAUCCUGAGUUAUUGGCCAUGUUACCUCAGCCAACAUGUGCAUUGCUUCUUCUUUUUCCAACAAGUGAUAAGGUAACAUUUAGCUCUUUAAUACCAAAGAGAGACCAGCAUCUAAUUUCUCCCUACCUUAAUGCCGCAGAAUCAUUCAUUUACUCAUAACAGUGUCUAGUAUCUAAUUUCUCCUUACAAUAUAACCCCUGAAUCAAACAUUAAGGUCAUGAGAAUAAAUGAAAUGAUCACCAACGAAAGAAGCUCUACAUUGCUAACCAAAUUCUCCUUGUCAGCACCUUAGGAAAUGUAUAGAGAACAGUAUGGAGAAUAUGCAUGCUGACGUUAUGGUAUAAAGGGUUAAGAACAUGAGAAUGAAGGAAAAGCAAGCCUUGAUUGUUAAAUGAAUUCUCCUUAUCAGAACCAAAGGAAACGUAAAGAGAAAAGGGAUCUAUAUCAGUAUCUGGGAAACUGCCCACCUACCCCUCCCCUAACUAAACAACAGUCAAUUGACAACAACUUAGGGUUAAUGUUGGGUUAGGGGAGGGGUAGGUAGGCAGCUACCCAGAUACUAAUAUUGAUCGGAGAAAAGUACGGAGAAUAUGGAUACUGAUGUUAGGAUGUUAAGGGUUGAUAUGUCUAUAUACCCAUCCAUUUAUUACCUCUAUCUCUCUUUCAUCUUCAACUAAUAAGUGUCCUCCAUGAUUAUGUGGGAUUUGAACCUCUAUCUUGAGAUAACUAACAUUAUUAUACAUUAGACUUUUAUUGAAAAAUCUGUUUGGUCGAGAGCAUGCAAUCAAUUAUACAGAAGAGUGUGACUUUGACAUGAUAACACAAUAUCUGCAGCAGAUAUUGCAUUUAUCAUGUCAAAUUUUAAGUCUGCCUAGUUUCCAAACCCCUUGUCCAUGUAGUGUUCUCAAACUUUUGCAAACUCACAGAGGUGUCUUCUUCCUAAAAAAAUUAUUGAACUUGCCUCAGUCCUAAGCUUCAGCAGAUAACUCAGACCUUGGUUUUGAUAAUUCAUGAUAUCAUGCACAACCUUAUCCAAUACUUGCUUUUUAAUAUCAAAAAGGGAAAAAUUGGAACCAGGAAAUAUAUGGUGAAAGCUUUUUUCAAUUGUCUUUUUUUUUUAAGUAUCAUGAAUAUAAGACAGAGCAAGAGGAGAAAGUCAAGGAACAUGGCCAGGUAGAGCUAUUUAUAUUUUUAUCAUGAUUUACAAGGCUGAGGAAGAAUACCCUUGCACUCAUUCCUCCAAUAUGCUUCCUUGGAGGUUAAUUUUUUUGCUAACCUUUCUUAAAGGGAGCUGUAUGGGUAGGUAAAACAAUGCAAUAUUGAAAACCAAAAAUUUAAACUAAGUUGCCCUGUUCACAUGUCUCAGUCCACUGUUUGCUCACCUUUAAAGUCUUUUCUUUUUGUACCAUUUCAUUGCUGGAUACAAAGGGUCUUAAAGAUAACUGUUGUGGAUUGCUGGUCAAUUAUGAAUUGCAUAUACCCCAGUACUUCAAAUUUGUGAAAAUUGGCAUUAUUUUUUGCUUGAACUGCACAGAAGAUAUAUGUCUUCAGACAGUCAUGGUUCAAAAUGAGAGCAUGACAGUUUUACAAGUUCAAGGCUUUUCAAAGUUGCCAUUCCAUAGUCAAAAAUCAGAAAAUGGUCGAGAGAAAAAAUAAAACCCCACACUUGCACAAACCAGGAGAGACAGGCACCAGUACAGCUCUAAUGCAAUUUGGAAUGGUAAUCUCACUUUAACUUUUGGUAUGCAAAAUUAAAAAUUUAUGAAUAAAAAUAGUUCAAUUGAUACUGAACUAGCAAACACAGUUAGAAAAUUUGGCAACGUCUGCUUAACCCUUUAACUCCCAGAAGUGAUCGACAUGUAAAUUCUCCCUGUGCUACCUAUACAUUGUCCUGCACAUGGUAAUGAGAAUACUAAAAUUUAUCAAGUUAAAAUUGUUAUCUUAAUCUGAUUCUAAAUUCUUGUAACUAAUUUAAAAGGAAUAUGAAGCAGAUCAUGGGAGUUAAAUGGUUAAGUGGUAACCAAAAUGGUGGCAGCACUGAGGGUUGCAGGAUUAAAGUUAGUUUAUCACAUUAGGGAACCCAUUUAGGUAGUAUACAGGAACUUAUUUGUGGAAUGUGUGCAUUACAGACUGGAAUAAUUUUCUUGAGAAAAAAACUGGUUCAUUUUACUGCAGGAGGUGAGCCCUAAUUUGUUCUUCAUGAAGCAGACAAUUGGCAAUGCGUGUGGAACAGUGGCUAUAAUACAUUCCAUUGCCAACAACACAGAUGUACUACAGCUGGGUGAGUUACAUAUUGGAGCUGUAAAUAAUUGUGAAAAUUAAUGAUCUAUCAUUGGAGUUUAUUAAAACCUUUCAGCCUGGAUAAGAGUGACUGGUCUCUAAUUUCUCCUCACAGUAUCUUCCUUGAAUUAAAAUGUAAAGGUCCUGAGAAUAUAUGAAAUAAUGACUGAUCUAAGAAGCUCCUGAUUGUCAAACAAAUUCUUGUUGUCUGUACCUUAGGAAAUGUAAAGAGAAAAGUGUGGAGUAUUUGAAUACUGAUGUUAAGGGGAAAAAAGAUUCCUGCUAUUAAGUCCACAUCUAAUAAAGAAAUAAACCUAGUAUAAGGAAGAUGCACAUAUCACAAUAAAAUAAUGUAAAUUGAGAGGCAGACUGCUAUCGUGGAUCCUUAAGGUUUUCAAAGCAGUAUGUUAUUACUGUGUUAUUUCCAUUUUUCUUGACAGACGAGGGCUUUCUCAAGAAAUUUAUAGACUCUACCAAAUCACUGUCUCCAGAUGAAAAAGGAGAACGGCUCGAAAGUGAUGAGGUAUGAGAUUUUCUUUCCUUGGUAAAGGGAAACCAUUUUGGUCACAGGUGCGGAAAACAAAUGUUCUGCCACACAUUGCUUCCAUUCAAGCAAAUUUUUAUUGUGAUGUUACUUUCUUUCCAGUUUUAGAGACCAAUUAUUUUUUAUUUUAUCACAGAACAUCUGUGAAGCGCAUGCAGCUUGUGCUCAGGAAGGACAAACAGAGGUUAGAGAUAUGACAAUUGAAGGUUCUUGUGCAUGAAUUUUGAAAAACUGAUUGAAAUAUGAACUGCAACAAAUAUUUGCAUUGGUGAUUGCAUUAUGACAAGAAUCAAUUGCAAUAUAGUUUGAUUUUGACAUUCUGUUUGCAGACCCCAUCUGUUGAUGAUCGUGUUGAUCUUCAUUUUGUUGCCAUUGUUCACAGAGAUGGUUGUUUAUAUGAGCUAGGUGAGUGACCAACUAAGUGAGUUUUCAUUGUACUUGAUAAUGCCAGCUUUAUUGAACUGGCCUUCUAAUAUUUGGGAUAGGUUUGGCAGAAACAUUUUUCCUAUAACCCCUUACUAUUCUAAAACAAAGCCAUAAUCCCAAAGGCACACAACUGUUUUUGCCAUUGUUUUCUCUCUCCAAAAAUGUAUGCAAAAUGAAGUAUGGGACUGAGCUGUAAUCUUGCCCAGGUAUAUGCUGGUGUGAAGUAGGAAGGUUCAAAUAUCAGAUUUUACCAUACAUAUCCUGGAAUUGGCAGCAAAAUAACCAGUGUAUAGCUUGCUUUUUGUAGGAAAGAAGCAGAGGCAUGAAUUCAAAAUGAAUUCUGCCUCUGGCUUUGAUGGCUCCGUUGCAACAGUUGUCAAUAAGUGUCUCGGCCUAACAUGAUGAGUUGUCAUUGAGUGCCUACGAUAUUAUUACAACUUUGAUAAAAUAGUCUUGGUCUGGGAAUAAGAAUCAUUUACAUGUUGCCUUUAGAUGGAAGGAAAUUGUUCCCUAUAAAUCAUGGAAAGUCAUCGGAAGAAACAUUUUUACAGGUGAGGUGAUUACAUUUGUUUAGCGAACCUGUGAUGAGAACAAAAAAGCGCUUAUCAGUCAAAGAGUGUUUUCUUGAUAAUACACCAUUUUGUGUUCACUCUUUUACAAAAGAAGUUAUUGGAAGUGAAAUCAUAGCAUUUUUAUUCAGAUUGUGAUAGGAAAAGAAUGCAUGUAUCCAUGGUUGAAUGACCAAUGAACAAAGAGGGUAAGUUUCUAAAGAAACUGCCGUCUUGCGUCUGUGGAAAAGUAUAACAAGGUUAUUAGGUAUUAUCAACUGAGUUGAUAACGUGAAUUGGCCACCAUUUAGAGUUUCAAAGCUAAUGUUUUGAGCAUUAGUUUUUCGUUAUUCACUUUGACCUAGGGCUAAUGCUUGAAACAUUAGCUUUGAAACUCCUAACAGUGGCCAAUUUACAUUAUCAACUCAGUUGAUAAUAGCAAAUUACCUUCAUUACCUUUUUAUACUGUCCCAUUGAUGCAGCACUACAGUUUCUUUAGAAACUUACCCCCUUUAUCUCACCAUGUAAGGUACUAUGUAGUUGGACAACAGCUUGCCAUGAGAGACUUGUUGUUCUUUGGUUUUACUUCUUUGUAAACUGCUUUGAACUUUGCCAUUAUUUGGGGUUGUUAUGAUGAGUUGUGAAGUCUCACGUUUCUAUCAAACUUCUCUGGAAGUCUGGAAUUUCUUUCUUGAAGUGGCUCUUUGAUCUGGUCAAAAUUUAGCAAGAGUAGUGAAGAAUUAUCAUCAUGAGCCUCCAAAAUCAGGUUAUGAGCACUGUUGCUUGAAAAAAAUUAUGUAAUUAGAAACAACUGAUAUAUCCUCAAAACAAAUGCGAAAGGGUAACCAGUCAACUCGCCGACGGACCAACUCGUCGACGCCAACUCGCCGACGUAUAAAAUCGAGUAGAGACGUCGGCGAGUUGGUCGUCAAUCCAAUACAACUUAUUAGAAGUUAAACAUACAGAAAAGUAAACGAUAUUUAGUAAAAAAACACUGGUGAACAUUGGUGAACAUCUAACAGAAGCUUAAACAUUGGUGAACAUCAUCAAUGACCAUAACAGCUUAAGACGCGAACGAGUUAUCGUGCGACAACAACACUGUAAAGACUCAUCAUGUCAAUCGCUCAGAUUUUUUAACGAAAACUUGGCUUUCUAGACAAGAUCUUUAGUAAAAAGCAAUUCUUUUUAUUUGUAACAAAGUUUAUAAGGAUCUCAAGGCGAAUAAAGUACAGUAAACGUCGCCAAUAACUACAUCCGCUUCAGACGCGAACGAGUUAUUGUGUGACAACAACACCGUAAAGACUCAUCAUGUUAGUCGCUCAGAUUUUUUAACGAAAACUUGGCUUUCUAGACAAGAUCUUUAGUAAAAAGCAAUUCUUUUUAUUUGCAACAAAGUUUAUAAGGAUCUCAAGGCGAAUAAAGCGACGUUAACAUCGCCAAUGAACAAAAUUGGCUGUAGACGCCAAUGAGUUGUGUGAGUCAUUGGUGAUGUUUACUUCGCUUUAUUCGCCUUGAGAUCCUUAUAAACUUUGUUGCAAAUAAAAAGAAAUGAUUUUUACUAAAGAUCUCGUCUAGAAAGCCAAGUUUUCGUUAAAAAAUCUGAGCGAUUGACAUGAUGAGUCUUUACGGUGUUGUUGUCGCACAAUAACUCGUUCGCGUCUUAAGCUGUUAUAGUCAUUGGUGAUGUUCACCAAUGUUCACCAAUGUUUAAGCUUCUGUUAGAUGUUCACCAAUGUUCACCAGUGUUUUUUUACUAAAUAUCGUUUACUUUUCUGUAUGUUUAACUUCUAAUAAGUUGUAUUGGAUUGACGACCAACUCGCCGACGUCUCUACUCGAUUUUAUACGUCGGCGAGUUGGUCCGUCGGCGAGUUGACCGUAAUUCAUGCGAAAGAGAGUACCUUUUCUAAGGCUCUAGCACAACAUUUUCCUGUCUUGCAGCAAUCUGACCAAAGGGACGGUAAUAGUUAGGAGUUGUAUAGCUAAAAUUGUACAUUGUUGCUCUUGCAUUUACUAAUAUGUAAAUUUUAAGAUUCCCCAUCUCUGUAAUAUGAAUGCAUUAGAAUUUCCCUUACCUUUGUAAAAGCUAAUUUUCCCCUUGUUUUGUAGGAUGCAGCUGAAGUAUGUAAAGAAUACAUGAAAAGAGAUCCUACACAACUCCAUUUUACAGUUGUUGCAUUGUCCAAAACUGAAUGAGUUCUGCUGAGACUCAGAUAAAUCGACAAUACUCUCAACCCUUUAACUCCUAUGAGUGACCAAGACAAGUUUCUCCCCACAGUAUCAAUACAAUAUCAACCAGAUAAGUAAUGAGAAUAAAGAAAAAUAUCAAAUUGGGCAUAAUGUGUUGAUUCAGUUCUAAAUUCUCUGAACUAACUUAAGAAUUGUAUGGUUGACAGUAAGGAGAAUCACAAAUUUGAUCUGGGAGUUAAAGGAUUAAUAAGAGAAGAAAAUUAGAUCAUGAAGAAAUUGUUUGCUAGGUUUUUUUUCUCUCUUAAAGUGAAAGUCACGGUACAAAAGCUACAUUUUUUUUUGUGUAAAUUAAGUUUGUUAUUAAUUCAAACAGCAAAGAUAAAAUUGUGUUGAAAAGAACUUUUUCCUGUUGGACAUGGCUGUGUUGUCUGUUUGAGUGAACAGUGUGGAAUGGCCAUUUUUGAUGUAACUCAUUUAUUCUCAUGGUAAUUUUGGUUUUAUCUAGUUGGUUGAUAAUUUAAAUUGGCCACCUUAAAGAGUCUCAAAGCUCUGACGAAGGGCUAAUGCUCAAAACGUCAGGGGGUUGUACAGCUUCUUGCUAGGUUUCCGUACCCAGAUAUGGCUCUUUGAUGGGAACUUCCAUUGGAGCGUGAAGGCCAAACUUUCAACUUAAGACCUCCAACACUACUGUGAGUAAACUUGGCUUUGAAACUGUUUACGGUGGCUAAUUUACAUUAUCAACCAAGUUCAUAAAACCAAAAUUAUCUUGCUAUACUCCUCCACUGAUGCAGCACCACAGAUUCUAUAGAAACUCACCCCCUUUGUUCUCAUGGUAAAUCAAAUAAAACCAAACUAUUCUCAGAACAAUUUUGUAAAAAUGGGAAUACCAAGUUUUUGUCCUUUCAAGGUCCCAGUUUUUGUUACAACUACUAUUUUGCAAAUCUACUUUCCUUCGUUAAAUAUGGGGUUUUGCCACUCUUGUGUGUUUGGACACAUUCGAAAACCUAGGCUUUCACAGAAAGAGUCAAUUCUGAGUAAGAGGAACACUCUUGUCCCGUUUCACUUUCACAGGACAAAAAUUGUACUCAUUGUCGGUCAGCUUUUAUUAAUAAAAGAUCGAUGCAACUGAAAGUAUAUUGGGGGAUAGAUAUCUCGACCUACGGAAAUUACUGAUUGCUUGGACUAGAG
Pocillopora meandrina is the source of this 8458-nucleotide messenger RNA. The record is from the annotation of a GenBank genome assembly. Lineage: Eukaryota; Metazoa; Cnidaria; Anthozoa; Scleractinia; Pocilloporidae.